Notothenia coriiceps (black rockcod) is the source of this 2889-nucleotide messenger RNA. It is a transcript of the gene rnf19b, whose product is annotated as ring finger protein 19B. Gene Ontology annotation, biological process: protein ubiquitination. The record is from RefSeq and is a predicted model, not a curated record. Bases 593 to 2752 code for a protein of 719 amino acids. Lineage: Eukaryota; Metazoa; Chordata; Actinopteri; Perciformes; Nototheniidae. The transcript has 9 exons. Gene Ontology annotation, molecular function: zinc ion binding; ubiquitin-protein transferase activity.
CAGCAUUCAGAGAGAGACCGGCGUUCAACAAGAACAGAGGAAGACGAGCUGAGUAGAGGCUCAGUUGAGGAGAAUUCAAUCCAUUCUGAGGAUAAAUCAUAACAUUCAGACUGACCUGUGGAUGAUUCCGUUUUUCAUUCUUUUUUUACCCUGUAUAUUUUUUAAGGUGAGUCAUUAAUCGGAACAGACAUGAACAUUUUGAUAAUCGCAGUAAUGUGUCACCUCGACGUCUGCCUGGGAGAUGAAAGAAUUGCAACUUCUUUGAGAACCUUUCCUGUUUAAGAGAAACAUUGGGAACUUAAGGGGAUUUAUUUUUCACAUUGAACUUUCAUUUUCAGUUUUUACGUCACUGUUAUUUUACUCUUUACGGGAAACGUUUUCUUUUCUCAUAAAAGGAAGAAAAGGAGGUGACUGGCCAAGUUUCUCUAAGAGGAACUCAGAUAUAAUUUGCAUUCCAGUUUGGUUCUCACAGGGGACAAGUCCUCCCUUGUGUGUGUGACUGAGUGUGUUUUUGUGAAGCUAAGUGUCCCUCUACAAGACAUUAAAGUGUCUCGGGGGGCAAUAUCCGGGCCUGUGUGUCUCUUCUGGGAUCAUGGGAUCAGAAAAGGACUCCGAGUUACCUCACUCCUUGGUGAGCGGCAUCCCUAACCCUAAGUGCCGUGCGGCUGGCAAACGCCACAGCCGCAUCUCCUUCCACAGCCUCUUCCGAAGCAAACGGGGUGCCAGGGGCCCCAAAGGAGCAGCAGCCACCCCUUUAUCCCAUCUCCACCAACAUCACCACACACAACAACCGCUUCCCCCUUCUGCCUUGAGCUCAGCACCCCCUGCAGCCUCUGCUACUCCCACAACAACCACCGCCACCACGACCCCCCAGGACGCUGCCUCCGGCACGGCCUCAGAGCCACUCUCCUCCAGCCAGCCGUCCCUGUAUGGAGCCCCUUCCUCUGGGGAUGCCAGCCUCCUGGAGUGCCCCCUGUGCCUGGUGCUCCAGCCCCCUGAGCAGCUGCCUGAGCUGCUGGGCUGCAGCCACCGCUCCUGCCUCUGUUGCCUGCGCCAGUACCUCCGCAUUGAGAUCACAGAGAGCAGAGUCCAGCUCAGCUGCCCUGAAUGUGCCGAGAGACUGUCUCCGCGGCAGGUGGCGGACAUCUUGGACGACGCGGCCCUGCUGGAGAAGUAUGAGGAGUUCUUGCUGCGGAGGUGCCUGGCCUCUGACCCGGACUGCCGAUGGUGCCCGGCGCCUGACUGCGGGUUUGCAAUCAUCGCCUCAGGCUGUGCCAGCUGUCCCCGGCUGGUGUGUCGCAGAGAGGGAUGCGGAGCCGAGUUCUGCUACCACUGCAAGCAGGCCUGGCACCCCAACCAGACCUGCGACUCUGCCCGCCAGCAGAGGGCGCAGUCCCUGCACACACACAGCAACCACUCGCCCAGCUACACACAGGAGCAGGGCCCCGCUGAUGACAUCAAGCCGUGCCCUCGCUGCGGCGCCUACAUCAUCAAGAUGAACGACGGCAGCUGCAACCACAUGACCUGCGCCGUCUGCGGCUGUGAGUUCUGCUGGCUCUGCAUGAAGGAGAUCUCCGACCUGCACUACCUCAGUCCAUCUGGCUGCACAUUCUGGGGGAAGAAGCCUUGGAGCAGGAAGAAGAAGAUCCUGUGGCAGCUGGGGACCCUGAUCGGAGCUCCGGUGGGCAUCACGCUCAUCGCAGGCAUCGCUGUCCCCGCCAUGGUCAUCGGCAUUCCUGUGUACGUCGGCCGCAAGAUCCACGCCCACUAUGAGCUGAAGAAGACAUCCCGCCACAGGAGGAACCUGGCCAUCACCGGGGCGGUGGCCCUGUCCAUCAUCACCGCCCCUGUCAUCGCAGCUGUCAGCGUCGGUAUUGGUGUUCCCAUCAUGCUGGCCUACGUGUACGGCGUGGUGCCCAUAUCUCUGUGCAGAGGAGGGGGCUGCGGGGUCAGCAGGGGGAAGGGGCGAGGAGUACGCAUUGACUUUGAUGAUGACGAUGGUCCAAUCACAGUGGCGGAUGCGUGGCGAGCCCUGAAGUCCCCGAGCUUCGGUGACAGCAGUCUGGACGGGGCGCUCAGCGUUAUGAGCACCACCUCCCCCAGCGAGGGGCUCUCCGUGGCCCCCGGGAGUCUGGGGGACACACCACACUUCUACCCCCUGGCAGGCGGCACCCUGGGAACCCGCAGCGGAAAGUACAGCAGGCUAGAGGGGCAGGCGGGGGACUCGGCCCAGAGGGAGACGGGAAGCCUGGGGGCGGGGAGCGACUGCGCCAGCACCCGAGGGAUGGCCGGCUCCAUCAUCUCCUCCUACACCCUGCCUGACAGGGAGUGCACCAACCUGGAGAUCCAGGUGGACAUCGAGACCAAACCCAGCCAUCUCUGCCUGACCAGUGAGGAGGACCUGACCCAGCCCCCGGGCUCUGCUGCCAUGGCGACCGCCUCCAGCGUGGAGGAGCCUCAGGACUGUAGCUCCAGGAGGGGCGGGGCUUUGUCUGGCUCCGUGCUGGGCCUGUCCGAGAGGGAGGGGCUCAGAGACGUGACGCUGGCCCAGCCCGAGAGCAUCCGCAGCGACCUGGAGAUGUCGGACACUCAGUCAGACGACAUUGCAGAGCUGACGUCGGACGACUGUGACUCCCCCCACCCUAAAAGCUGUCACCUGGCGGCCGGUCAGCAGCCGCCUUCCUGCAGGGCGCUGACCCCCCCCGAAGGCCUUCACUGUCCCGCGGACAGCACCGUCAUCCUCUACGUCUGAGAGGACAGCUCCCGAGAUUGUAGAAAAGAAAAAGGAACCAAUCUCUUCUCCACUUUCCUUCAAGACUUUUUCUUUCUUUUGCACUGAAGAAACUGAAACGUUGACUUUAUUUAAAUGUAUAUGUCAACAGAUUUCAC